Aspergillus puulaauensis is the source of this 1554-nucleotide messenger RNA. RefSeq lists its product as uncharacterized. NCBI's taxonomy places the organism in Eukaryota, Fungi, Ascomycota, Eurotiomycetes, Eurotiales, Aspergillaceae. The coding region runs from base 1 to 1554 and encodes 517 amino acids. The record is from RefSeq and is a predicted model, not a curated record. The transcript is spliced from 5 exons.
AUGGAGGGCUCGUACAUUUUCUCCCACGCUCAGCUUGGCAAGAUCCAUGGACUCGAGCAAGGCUCAACUGUGCAGUUUCUGGGGCUACAGUACGGGGAUUUGGCCGAUUCGUUCUCUCCUCCCUCCGUACACGAUGGAAAGGAAACGGAUAUUCUGGAUGCUAGACACUAUGGGCCUUCCGCACCGUCCGCCCCCAACGCAAUAGAGACGGAGUUUGGGCAUCUCCAACAUGCCCUGCCCUAUACUGCAACCCUACAAUCGGCGACAGAAUGCUUGAAUUUGAAUAUAACAAUGCCAAACAAGUUUUCAGCGUCAAACCAGCUGCCCGUUGUUGCUUUCCUUCAUGGCGGCGGCUUUGCCAUUGGCUCCAAUAGCUGGCCACAAUACGACUUCCGGCGUCUUGUUGAGUUGUCCAUCAGCGGCUCGACUCCUAUUAUUGGUGUCAACAUUAACUAUCGGCUUGGUCCGUUCGGAUUUCUUCACUCGAAGGAAAUGGCCGCCAACGGAUACUGUCGGAACAACGCUCUCCAGGACCAAAAGACCGCCCUACUAUGGAUCAAGAAAUAUAUCCGGGGCUUUGGAGGAGAUCCGCUGAAUGUUACGCUUGUUGGGGAGAGCGCCGGUGGAGGAACGAAUCUGCUUCUCAAGCCAGCAGACCCAUCCGUCAACGAAUUCACGUACACGCGUGUUGUGGAAGCAUUAGGGCUAGGAAACCUCUCUCCUGCAAACCGUGUUGAUGCUCUCAGGACAACACCAGCUGAGAAGUUGAUGGCCGCUUUGCCUCCGGGAUUACCCUUUCUACCUAGUACGGGUGGGGACCUCAAUCUACCUGUUGACAACUAUGAAUCAAUAUACGCAGGACAGACGGGAAACAAAGCACAUCUCGGCAAAGCUUGGUGUGAGCAGAUCAUGGUUGGAGAUUGCCAGAUGGAUGGGAGCAUUCUAGCUUUGAUGGUGGGUCCGCAAGAUGGCGAGUUUGUCCCUCGCUUCAAAAGAGCCAUUGAGAAAGCUUUGGGAUCUGAGAGAGCCGCCUUGAUCUUCAAUGCGUACAACAUUACUGAGUCUACUUCGGAUAGUGAUAACUACACGCGAAUCCUGAACUUUGGCAACGAUAUCAAGUUCCUAGCGCCAGUGAUUGUCUACGCCCACGGGUGGGAUGCAAAUACCUUUGUUUACUUUUUCAACGAGCCCAAUACAUGGGAAGGGCCAUGGAAAGGCCGCGCUCACCAUAUCCUUGACGUGGCAUAUCUGUUCCAGAACUACAAUGACCACCUCACCCCAACACAGCAGGAGACAGCCAUCACGUUUGGAGAAGAUCUCAUUCGCUUUGCCAACGGCCAAGCUCCGUGGCCAGUGUUCAAUUUCACAGCCAAGCACACCAAUGCAAAGGUUUAUGGAGCGGCGGACCCAAGCUCAGUGAAGUCCAGAAUUGAAGUUGCUUCUGGACCAGGUGUCAGGACAGAAAGGCGGCAAACCAUUUUCAGCCUUUCCAGUACGAUCCUACUGGGCGAGCUGUCUGACGCUUGGGAUGCGUUCAUGGCUGACCGGUCCUGA